This is a messenger RNA of Vollenhovia emeryi, 1230 nucleotides long. RefSeq names its product paramyosin, short form-like. NCBI's taxonomy places the organism in Eukaryota, Metazoa, Arthropoda, Insecta, Hymenoptera, Formicidae. The record is from RefSeq and is a predicted model, not a curated record. The transcript is spliced from 3 exons. Bases 65 to 1123 code for a protein of 352 amino acids.
GAUCAGUCAUGAUCCAAUUAUUAUUGAGAGGUGCUGAUUGGUUGUUCCCGAUGUGGCAAUCGCAAUGAAAACUACAAAAGAUACCACCUCACUAUCGGCCCAAUUUUUGUCGACGAUCUUGUCAAGUGUCACCAUCAUCUGUAGACCUGUUCAUAGAUAUCACAAAUGUAUCAACACAUCCAUCAACAAAUUCACCACGCGAGUGUUAGAAAUGGCGAGUUACAUGCCACCAAUUCACAUGCCAAUAGAACCAAAAUGGCGACAUUAUCCGACGUACAUCUACUCGAGAAAUUACGGAUAUGGGAUCAAUUAUUAUCAGCCAAUGAUUGAUUACAUGGAUACCAAGAGACUCGCCGCAAGAUCAUCUUUACCAGAGUUUAAAAGAAGAAUAGACUUGCCUGAAUUACCCUGGUCUGAUGGUAGAGUCUUAUGGGAAGACAAAAAGGUACAACCCUAUACAAGAGACGAUCUUAUUAAAUAUGCAAUUGACGCUGAAGACGCAGCUAGAAAUCACCUGUCUCGUUUUAAGAUAGCAAAUCGCUCGGACUUCAGCCUGGCCAAGACCGUGCAGGCCAGCCGCGUGACCAAGGAGAUUUUUCCGCGCACCGGAAAGGACCUGAAACGACUACCCAUGCCUCUGACGUUCGCCAGCACUCGUGCCCGCAGCGAGGUCAGGGAGUUCCAUCAGGAAGCGAGGAACGAUAUAAAGAUGCAGGCGUUGAAAGAUGUUCAGAGGAUGACCGAGGUGAAUGACGCAGUGAGGCAUAGCAAAAGUCUGCGUGGAAAAUCUGCGAAAGCGAUAGAAUACCAUCUGACAACAGAGGCGCUAAAAAAUCUGUCCAAGAGCCAGGAACUGGCCGACGUCCGGAAGUUCCAAAGGGAAACUGUGCAUUCUCUCUGGGACGACACGGCGCACGGCAGAUUGAUGAACGAAAGGGCCAAGGCUCUGAUCGAUGAGGAUAAGCUGACGCAGCCGCUCGGUGUGCUUAGCAGGGAGCUGCGCGGAUUCGAGCAGAAGUCCAGCAAUUAUUUUCUAGAUAAGAGGUAUCAAGAUCGGGCGAGGCGAGAACUUUUGUAUGGAUGUCGAGGAUGCGAGUAUUAUAAUGUUAAGCGUAGUAGAUAGGUAAGAGUUGUGUUACAACCGAGUUCUUAGUAAAGGAAGGUAUGAUACUUUAUUUUCUCUAGGAGAGUAGAAAUGCGUGAAAAUAAAGAUAAACGAUUUCAACAGGU